This is a messenger RNA of Physella acuta, 3372 nucleotides long. Its product is annotated as mitochondrial ornithine transporter 1-like. Gene Ontology annotation, biological process: mitochondrial L-ornithine transmembrane transport. Gene Ontology annotation, molecular function: L-ornithine transmembrane transporter activity. The record is from RefSeq and is a predicted model, not a curated record. Gene Ontology annotation, cellular component: mitochondrion. NCBI's taxonomy places the organism in Eukaryota, Metazoa, Mollusca, Gastropoda, Physidae.
CUUACAAUGUGAGAAUUCGGUUUUUAAAACUACCAAAUGCCCAUUGAUGACUUUACUUCUGUUUAUUAAAGUACACUGUUUAGAAACAGCUGAUGACUGGGGACCUGCACACUACAGACUACAGUCCAGUGUGUACUGAGUUAGCCGGUUAAGAUAGACAUUGACUUUACUUCUAGAAGGCCUUUAAUAUAAAGUCAAUCUUGAAAAUUAUGGAGCAACCCAUUGAACUACUAACUUCGGAAUCAAGUUUACUUGCACGCACAAGGUCAACUGCUGUUGAUGCUGUAAUAGACUUUACAGGUGGAACACUUGGUGGAAUAACCAGUGUUUAUGUAGGGCAGCCAUUGGACACUGUCAAAGUGAAAAUGCAAACGUUUCCGACUUUGUAUCGCAAUGGGCUCGACUGUUUUCUUCAGACUUACAAACAAGAUGGAAUAGCCAGGGGAUUGUAUGCAGGCACCAUCCCAUCUUUGGCAGCUAACAUUUCUGAGAAUGCUGUGCUUUUCUGUUUUUAUGGCGUUUGCCAAAAAUUAGUGGCCAAGGUUAUGGGAGGGAAGGAGAUUUUAUCCUUAAACCCAUUGGAGAAUGCCAUCUCAGGAGCAAUGGCUGCCUUUUUCUCCUCCUUCACCCUGUGUCCCACAGAACUGAUCAAGUGUCGCCUGCAGGCCAUGAGAGAGAUGGCCACCAAGGGCCAGCUGGAGGGAGGAUUGGAAAGAUUAAAAAUAGGUCCUUUUGGACUGACCAAAGAAAUCCUCAAGGCUGAAGGAAUUCGAGGUGUAUAUAAAGGAUUGACUGCAACAUUUCUAAGAGAGAUGCCUGGUUAUUUUUUCUUUUUUGGGGCUUAUGAAGUUUCUAGAAUAUUAAUGACACCCAAGGGCAAGACAAAAGAUGAAAUAGGUGCUUUAAAGACAAUAGUGUGUGGUGGACUGGGAGGGGUUGGUUUAUGGGUGGCCAUCUUCCCCGCUGACGUGGUCAAGUCAAGGAUCCAGGUGCAGGCAGUUUCAGGUGUACCACCUACUUUUAGAUUUGUCUUCAUGAAAAUUUUACGAGAAGAAGGAGUGAAAGCAUUGUACAGAGGAUUAGGACCAACAGUGAUUCGAACAUUCCCUGCUACUGGUGCCCUGUUCCUGGCUUAUGAAACAACAAAGAAAUAUCUAGGCAGGCUCCACAACUAUUUCUAUGGUAGCCAAGUAGAUUGAGCCUUAGCUUGCUGUGGAAAAUUGUGUGUUUUGACUGAGAGGCCUUAGGUAGAUAUUUUACUUACAUAUUUAUUCAGAUCUGAAAAUAUCACUUCAGAGUUUAUUGAUGUAUAUAGCAUGUAUCAACAAGUGCUUUGAAAUUUUGUUUCAACUGUUGUCGCUCCUAUUUGUCAUCUCUUGAAUUUUCACACACUCGUUUUAAAACUUGCCUGAGUAUUCUUUUUUAAAAGGCCAGCAUAUAGUUUUUAAUUUAUGUACAUUUUAAAACAUUUAUUUUAGGAUUCUUUUACUGAAGUUUACUCUACGUUUUUUUUUUACCAGAAUCUAUAUUUAUUUAAAUUAUUGUCAAUGAUGUAAAUACUAAUUAAGAAGAUAGUAAUGACAACCAUUAUACUUUCUUGUUUAUGUAAUUCAUUCUUUAAAUAAAUAACUUUCUUUACAUAAUAAACUGAGUUGAUAUUUUAUUCAUACUUGAUCUUUUAUUGCAUUUAAGUUCUUCAACAUAUUUGUGUAUAAACUAAGAAUGUAAAAAUUGAAAACUAUUAUUAAUAAAAACAAUAUUUACAAUAGCUUUAAAAUUUCAAAAUAAGUAUAACAAAAAUUCUCUAUUUGUUAACAGUUUCCCUUAUACAGCUUUGUGUGUUGCUGAUAAUGUUAAGAAGUUCUUCCUACAGCUACCCCUGUUAAUUUACUGUUAUUGUUAUUUUUAAAACAGAUUUUACUUGUGUAUGAUAUAAAAUAAAGAUGUUUUAUAUAUUAAAAUGUUGACUAGACUACUACAUAAACAUUUCCUCAGGAUGUUUUUGUUGUCAAUGUAACCUUAAAUAUUUAUCCACAUUGUUUACAACUGUGCAAUUAUUUUUUAAAUUUUAUUUUAUAUUGCAAAAAGUUGGAUUUAAAGUCUACACAAGAAAACAUUGUUACAAAUGUUUUUUAAAAUUUAAGUAUACAAAAGCUUCCUAAUCUGGCAUCUGAUCUAUUUUUUCUAUUGCCAGUUAAGCUUUAAAUUUAUCUUUAAAAUUUUAGAAAUUUUAUCCAUUAUUGCUUUUAACUUUCUCAAAAACUUUUUGUUUGCUUGAGUGAAAUUUAAAAAAAAAUGUUUUAUCAGAGCAUUGUUGUUUUACAUUUAAUUGCUUUGUUUUUCUCAGAAUUCUUAGCCGAUUGUUUCACACUUAGAGCUCAUUAAUUGACGUCCAGAUAUUUUAAUUGAAACUGCGAUUUGUUAGUGUCUUAGCUUCUAUCUACCCAUAAAACAAACAAUUGUUAAAAGAAAUAAUUAAAAAUGACGUGGAUGGUUAAGAAAUUUUUAAUGAAGAUUUUAAAAUGGAUAACUUUAAUUCUUUAAAGAAGACUCAACUUUGGGAUCUUUCACCAGAUUUGCAUUUAAUUUUAUGCUGUCUUAUGAUAUGAAUAUGUCCAUGUGUUAUUUCAUGACUUAGAAUGUAACAUUGUCAAUAUAAAUAAGACCUCUGUCUUGUAUUGACUGUUUCUUAAUUAAGCCGUUUUUUUUUUUAAAUAUUCCUAGUCCAAGUUAGGUUUCACAAAUUCUAUGCCUUUGGUAUAAUAACAGUGCUAUAUAUUGGUUAAUUGUAUGAAUGAGUUUGGUUAGAAGAUGAGUAGGAUAAGAUUGUGUAUAACACAUCAAUUAGAGAAUAUGGUUAGAAGUUGAGGAUGAUUCAGCUAAGAUUGAAUAGAAAAACAGGAUGUGGAUCAACACAUUAGACUAUACCUAGAGGUGAACUGGGUUGAUCAACACAUUGUACCUGUGUGCUUACAGGUGAACUGGGUUGAUCAACACAUUGUACCUGUGUGCUUACAGGUGAACUGUGCUAUCUUCAAAGGUUUCCUACCUGUUUUAUUGUGUCUGCUAAUGAAAUUAUGAUUUUUUAAAAAUGUUCAAUAAUUGUGCAAGUCAUAAAAAUAUGUAGCAUAAUUCAUAUUCCCUAUGUCAAGCAUUGUAUGUGAUGUUUUAAAAUGUUUUGAUUGUUGAUCAAAUAAUCAAUGACGUUAUAUAAAUGAUAUAAAACAUGAUGUUACAUAAAUUGUUGAUAAAAAAACUUGAUAUUCUAGAAAGUAUGUGUUCAGUUAGUGAGUGGGUUUGGUUUGUUUCAGUCUGUUAUAAUUAGCGAGAUGGUGUUUAUGAGACACAUGAUUAAUAAACGAAAAUAAACAA